Procambarus clarkii (red swamp crayfish) is the source of this 1754-nucleotide messenger RNA. Its product is annotated as E3 ubiquitin-protein ligase TRIM32. Lineage: Eukaryota; Metazoa; Arthropoda; Malacostraca; Decapoda; Cambaridae. The record is from RefSeq and is a predicted model, not a curated record.
GUAGUUCGGUACAGGAUCGAUACAGGGUAGUCGGUACAGGAAGGAGACGUGUUCAGGGACGCGUGCCGGCCGCUGUGAAGGUAUUCAUCACUACCAAACCUACCUUAGUGUAGUGAACACAUCUACAGACACCACCACUCCCGUUUUGCAUCAUCGCUUGAUACAUCAUGGAAUGUGUAUCAUGCUCCAAUCAUUAUGAUGAAACUACUCAUCAGCCUAGGAACUUGAGAUGCGGCCACACAUGCUGCAUAGAGUGUGUGAGGUCCAUGGUGCAGGACAUGGCAUUUGUUUGUCCUGUGUGCCAGGCUGAUGAGGGGGACAAGGAGUUGAGCGAAGUUCCCAUCAGUUAUGGUGUCCUGCAAGCCCUUCAGGUCUUGGCUGAAAACAGCUUCAGUGACAGGAUGUCAGCAAAAAGAGACUCUUCAAUCUCACUGCUCUCAUCACAAGGUACUAUCAGCUAUGAGCCACAACUACAUGCAGGGAUGUGUUCAGACCAUGGCUGUUACAAAGUAUUCUUUUGUAAGAGGUGUGAUAUAUGGGUAUGUCGUGACUGUACCAUCAUUGAUCACGUUCAACCCUGCGAGAUCAUCUCGAUAAAAAAAGAGUUGGCUAAUAUGAAGGAAAAUGGAAAACGUGAUUUCCUAUCAGAAAUAGAGCUGUGCAAAAGCAAGUUGGCAGACUUUGAGGAGCUGUACACUGAUUUAAAAUCAACUGGUGAGACUUUUCAGAGACACAUCUCACUGAUGGAAGAAAUUGGCAAAAAGUACAAGGACUUGUUGGACAGUCUUCAAGAGGACAUCAAGAAGUGCCCAGACAAGCAAACAAUGAUUAACAACACGAAGAAGUAUUAUGAAGAUAGCUUGCAGAAAUUUGAGGAGGCUGAGACUGUUGAGGAAGUAAUGGAGCUGCUGGCAUCUCUGAAGGAUAUGAAGGACAGGAACCAAGAUCUUGCUGAUCAUCUAGACUUCCCGAUACUGCACACAUGCAAAAAGGCAUGCGUAACAAUGGAUGCUGCACUGGUUUCAUUGCAACACCUCACAAACCCCGAGGAAGCUGACUCGCCAUUAACCACAGAAACAAGCAACACUUCAGUGGGCCUGCCAGUGCUUAAGGGCCUGCGCAGGAAUAUCCCUGCAAAAUAAAAAAUAAAAAAAACACCGAAGACGACUUCAUUGAAGAGCGUUAUAGAAUCUAAUGAAGACACUACACCUGUACUGUCAAGUCGCUUCUGCUGGUAUGUAGGUGAGGGAGUCUGAGUGACAAUUGGCAAAUAGUAGUAUCACAUUUAUUGUUCUAAUGACUUAGCUGGCUCGAUCAUAAUGUUAAUUCAUAUCAUACUACAAUCACUAUUUGCUUCAAUUCACCAUAUGCAUUUUUCCCAUUUUAUUUGUUAACCAUUUUUAGACGGCAUACCUCAAUGUAGUACUUUCAAAUAGCUGUGCAAUUUAGGGAUUAAAAAGAUACCUUUUCUGCAUUCAAUUUUGUUAUAGUAUUUGUUUCAUUUUACUACCAAAGUUGGUUCAGUUGCUCUCACCCAUUCUUGUAAUUGGUGCGGACAAGAAUUUAAUGUGAACCAUUGCUUUGUUUAAAUUAAUGUGCCUGACAAACAUAUUAAAGACCAUUCAUUCUAGUUCCAUAUAUGAGAAAUGUUAAAAAAUAGAAAGAGCAGAUUUGAAUAAAGGUAAUUUGUGAAGAUAACAUUAAAUAUAAUUCUAAUGUCAUACCCAGUUAGCAAUAAAUGAAGACAACAUAAA